AUGACCGGCACUAACGGAACCAGCAAGGACCGAAGCCGAUCCCCCCGAAAGGAGCUCAAGGUCGACCCGUCCAAGCUUACCGAUGCUGACCUCGCCGAUGGGUUCUCUGCAUCCGACAUUUUCGGGUCGAAGACGUCCAUGAGCGGCUACACCUACGAUGAUCUUAUCUGUCUGCCCGGGCACAUCAACUUCGGUGUGCACGAUGUGGCGCUGGGCACACGAUUUUCAAAGAAGAUCGCGCUGAGAACGCCCAUCGUCUCUAGCCCGAUGGACACGGUCACGGAGUCGAACAUGGCCAUUGCUAUGGCACUGGAAGGAGGCAUCGGCGUCAUCCACACCAACCUGCCAGUCGAGACCCAGGCCGCCGAGGUUGCGCGGGUGAAGAAGUUCAAGGCGGGUUUCAUUCUGGAGCCUCGCUGUGUUCCGCCCACGAUGACGCUGGAAGAGUUGGACAAGCUCAAGAGCACUCUCGGCUUCACGGGCUUCCCGGUGACGGAGAGCGGGCAGAUGGGAGCCAAGCUUCUGGGUCUUGUCACGAAGCGCGACACGGAUUUUGUCCAGGACCGUCAGACCCGGCUCAGUCAGAUUAUGACCCCGGCGGCCGACUUGGUCACUAAGCUCGAAGGCUGCGACCUCAUCGAGGCCAACGAGACGCUGCAGAAGUCGAAGAAAGGAAAGCUCCCGAUUGUCACUAAGAGUGGCCUUCUGGUUGCCCUGGUUGCAAGAACCGAUAUCAAGAAGAACGUGGACUUCCCCAACGCCACGAAGCAUCCGGUGAACAAGGAGCUCCUGGUCGCAGCGGCCAUUGGCACACGCCCCGCAGAUCGUGAUCGAGUGAAGGCCUUGGUAGCAGCUGGCGUGGAUGCGGUCGUCAUUGACAGCAGCCAGGGUGACAGCGUGUUCCAGCACGAGAUGGUCAAGUGGAUCAAGAGCAACUUCCCCGACCUCCAGGUGGUGGCUGGCAAUGUAGUGACCAAGCGCCAAGCCCAGCACUUGAUUGAGUGUGGUGCCGAUGCUUUGCGCGUCGGCAUGGGGAUCGGCUCCAUUUGCACGACGCAGGAAGUGUGUGCCUGCGGACGGGCGCAGGCCUCGGCGGUCUACAACGUAGCCAAGCUUGCCAGACAUUAUGGUGUUCCGAUCCUGGCAGAUGGUGGCAUUUCCAGCCCAGGUCACGUCGUCAAGGCUCUGAGCUUGGGGGCGGGUGCUGCCAUGUGCGGCAGCCUUCUGGCCGGCACAGCCGAAACACCGGGGGAGUACUUCUAUUCCGACGAUGGAAAGCGCCUGAAGCGCUACCGCGGUAUGGGCUCCAUCGAUGCCAUGAAGAAGGGGAGUGAUGAUCGGUACUUUGGCACCGCCGCCGCGAUCAAGGUCGCUCAGGGUGUUUCUGGAACAGUGCAGGACAAAGGCAGCAUCCACAAGUACAUCCCGUAUCUCACGCAGGGCAUCAAACAUGGCAUGCAAGACAUCGGCGCCCAGAGCGUUGAUCAGCUGCAGUCCAUGCUGCAGGAGGGUAAGCUCCGCUUCGAACUCCGAUCUGCCGCAGCGCAGAGAGAGGGCGGCGUCCAUGGCCUUCACAGCUUUGAGCGCAAGCUCUUCGACAGCUGA
Messenger RNA from Symbiodinium sp. CCMP2592, 1605 nucleotides. The record is from the annotation of a GenBank genome assembly. Lineage: Eukaryota; Dinophyceae; Suessiales; Symbiodiniaceae.